AGGAAGCACUAGGUGUUGAAAAUUAUAACGCAUAAUCUCAACCAUAAAUAAACCAAAUCAACAAUCAAUGAAAUCAAAUGCUCUACGUCACUGUUCAUUUCUAAUCCGAACUAACCCCCAAAAUUAUAUAUGUAGAUCCACCUUCUCUCUUUUUCCAUCACCACACACUUCAUUUUUUCAUUCACGUCUUUUUGCAGAACGUCAAACCGAAUCCCGAUUUCAAUUUUCUCUUUUCCAAAUUUUAAUGGCUCCUCCAACAAAGGCAGAAAAGAAGCCUGCAGAAAAGAAACCUGCGUCAGAAAAAUCACCAUCUGCGACCAUAGCGGUAGAGAAGAAACCGAAGGUAGAAAAGAAGAUAACAAAAGAAGGAGGGAGCGACAAGAAGAAGAAGAGGGUGAAGAAAAGCGUUGAAACCUACAAGAUCUACAUAUUUAAGGUUCUGAAGCAGGUUCACCCUGACAUUGGGAUCUCGAGCAAAGCCAUGGGGAUCAUGAACAGUUUUAUCAAUGACAUCUUUGAGAAGCUCGCUCAAGAAGCUUCUAGAUUGGCUAGGUAUAACAAGAAACCAACAAUCACUUCUAGGGAGAUCCAGACCGCUGUACGGCUUGUCCUCCCCGGUGAGCUUGCCAAGCAUGCCGUCUCUGAAGGCACAAAAGCUGUUACAAAAUUCACCAGUUCUUGAAUUCGGUUUUACUACUACUCUCUCUUUGGUUAGAUUUUUCUUUGAUCCCUAAUUUGUUCAUCAUUCAAUUAGGAUUUUAUUUGGUUGUGAUUAAAAAUAGAUUUUUACUUUUAAAAUAAAAUUAUGUUGAGAUUGUAGAUGUAAUGCUAAAGAUUUUGUUGUUAAUAGAAAAGUUAA
Molecule: messenger RNA, 859 nt
Organism: Arachis ipaensis
Lineage: Eukaryota; Viridiplantae; Streptophyta; Magnoliopsida; Fabales; Fabaceae
Product: histone H2B.8-like
Cellular component (GO): nucleosome
Molecular function (GO): structural constituent of chromatin; protein heterodimerization activity; DNA binding
Source: RefSeq, a predicted model, not a curated record